AUGGAGGGGCCCGCCAUCAACCUCCGUAUCCGCGAGCUGUUGGGCGAGGGCUACGGCCACAUCGUGGUCCAGAACCCGCUGGCCAAGCAUUCCCUCGGCGUCGGCAUCCUCAACCGCCUCAAACUCGAUUUCGAGGGCAGCCUCGGCUACUUCGGCUGCGGCCUGAUCGACGGCCCCAACGUCCACAUCAAGGGCCGCGUCGGCUGGUCCUGCGCCGAGAACAUGAUGGCGGGCGUCGUGGUCAUCGACAAGAACGCUGGCUCCACCUUCGGCGCAGCACUGCGCGGCGGCGACCUCGUCUGCAAGGGCGACGUGGGCUCCCGCACCGGCAUCGACAUGAAGGGCGGCACCAUCCUCAUCGGCGGCCGCGCCGGCGCAUUCACCGGCUUCAUGAUGCAGCGCGGGCGCAUCGUCAUCCUCGGCAACGCCGGCCCCAACCUCGGCGAUUCGCUCUAUGACGGCACGAUCUUCGUCGGCGGCACCAUCGCCUCCCUCGGCGUCGAUGCCGUGCCCGGCGAGAUCACCGAUGUCGAGGCGGGCUGGCUCGAGCGAAAGCUCGCGGCCUACGGGAUGAAGGCGCCGAACGGCGUCGGCAACCUGACCAAGAUCGUCGCCGGCAAGCAGCUCUGGAACUACGACAACCUCGAGCCGGCCGAGAAGAAGAUCGCGCUCUGA
Messenger RNA from Geodia barretti, 675 nucleotides. The record is from the annotation of a GenBank genome assembly. Lineage: Eukaryota; Metazoa; Porifera; Demospongiae; Tetractinellida; Geodiidae.